CUUACCACACUGGCGGAAGCCUUCAAGCAGCAGGCAGUAUCCGAGAUCCGAGAAAGCAGGUGGACGCGUUUCACCCUCCGCCUGCUGCGACUCAUUGACGGGAGCUCUCUGGACGACCUGAAGGAGAGCUGGUCACAUGGACUUCACGGGUGGCAGGCUUUUGCAUCGGUGUUGACGGACAAGAUCAACAGCCGCCCCACGGCAGUUUUCGCGCAGGAAAUUGCCGGCCACUGUGCCAAAGGGGACAAAGCUCUCCAGGCUUUGGACGAGAAGAUAACCAACCAGGCCAACUGA
Molecule: messenger RNA, 294 nt
Organism: Symbiodinium pilosum
Lineage: Eukaryota; Dinophyceae; Suessiales; Symbiodiniaceae
Source: the annotation of a GenBank genome assembly